Messenger RNA from Stomoxys calcitrans (stable fly), 2046 nucleotides. RefSeq names its product glutamate receptor ionotropic, kainate glr-3 (gene Ir84a). Gene Ontology annotation, cellular component: membrane. The transcript has 8 exons. Lineage: Eukaryota; Metazoa; Arthropoda; Insecta; Diptera; Muscidae. The record is from RefSeq and is a predicted model, not a curated record. The coding region runs from base 1 to 1746 and encodes 581 amino acids. Gene Ontology annotation, molecular function: ligand-gated monoatomic ion channel activity.
AUGGCGUUUAUUGGUCUACUUGUCUAUUCAUUUGAUUGGCGUGAAUUCAUUAACAAAAACUUAACACAGAUGCCAGUCAGUUAUAGUCGGACCGAAAUUGUGGCUACUACAGCUACUAAAAGACCAUAUCGGAUGACAGAUAUAGACGAUGCAAAGGAGCACCUGGCAAAUAUCCGCCGGACAUUUGGUACUUUGAAUAUUCAGCUCAAUGCUGAUGUCACUGUGGCCUAUAAAAGAGACAACUGCAUUUUCGAUCUUUAUGACAUUCAUAAAGUGUGUCAUAAAUGUGGAAGCCCUUUGUUGGUGGAGCGUAAGGGGAAUUGGAGCCCUGAACAUGGUAUGAGGAUACACGAAAAAUUUAAGCUCUCUUUUAUAGCGCAAAGACAGAACUGGGCAAAUGCAUCUGUUAAUGUAGGCACCGCUCUUUUGAAUUUUUCUCCUGAUUUGCAUAUGCCAAUUAUGGAAUACCUGGAGGACAAUAAACGUUUUUUGCAAAAUGAUUUAAUGCAAAGGAAAACCUAUCAGCUGAUGAAAAUGGUGCAAGAAUUGUUUAACUGCACCUUUGCCACAAAAAUAUUGAAAGAUUGGGGUAUACGUCAAAAUGACUCUUGGACUGGCCUAAUGAAGUCUAUUGACUCGAACGAAGUGGAGUUUUCAAUAUGUCCCCUGAGAUUUACCAGAGAACGAUUUCAUGCUGUAUUUUAUUCUCCGGAAUUGCAUGUUGAAAGAAUUCGUUUUCUUCUACGCCAUCCCAAAGGUUCACAUAUGCGCAACAUUUUCUUUGAGCCACUGACCUACCAUGUCUGGUGUUGUGUGUUGGCCCUAAUUGUAAUAACGGCAUUCUUGCUGACCAUUUAUAUGCAUGCAGAAUACCAAUUGUAUUGGAAAGUCAAUAUGUCCGAGGGCGGCAGACCGCUGGCCCCUAACAACGAACCACAAAUGGACUUUGCCAUUUUUACCACCUUGGAGACCAUAUUCAUGCAGGGUCCUUCGCCUGACCAGUUUCGUUUAAACUCCAUACGCCUCUUGCUGAUCUCGGUGUCGGUGUUUGCGGUUCUCUUAAUGCAAUACUAUGGGGCAUACAUAGUCAGUUCUUUGCUGUCGGAGGCUCCUCGCUCCAUUACUAAUCUGCCCGCCCUGUACGAGAGCAAUCUGGAAAUUGGCAUGGAGAACAUUUCCUACAACUUUGAAUUGUUUGGCACGGCCACCAAUCAGGUGGUGCGGAACAUUUACAAGAAACGUAUCUGCCGGAAGGGGAUACCUAAUGUGAUGAGUAUGGAGCAAGGAGUGCAACGCAUUGCCCAGGGGGGAUUUGCAUUGCACGCAUCUGUGAAUCGAGCCUACCGCAUUUUGGCAGACAUACUAGACGAAACCGAAUUCUGCGAAUUACAAGAAAUCACCUUCAACACGCCCUUCUCUGCGGGCUUGGCAAUGUCGAAAGCGACACCCUAUCGAAAGUUUAUCACAACGGCCAUUUUAAAAUUUCGCGAAUCGUCAUUGCUGCUCUACAAUGACAGGCAAUGGGAAAUACCCCACAUUGAUUGUGCGACCAAGUCAAAAAAUGAUGUCGUUGUGGAUCUGCAACAUUUCGCUCCGGUUUUGGUAUUUUUGGCAUUUGCCAUUUUGACGUCAAUAUGGGUGUUCAUUAUGGAGCUGCUACUUCAUAAACACAACCAAAGGCAAAUUCAUGUGAACUUUAAAAACAUUUGUAACACUAUGCACAAAUAUUUGUCCAAUAAACAAUGAGAGGACAUUGAGGGGCGGCAGAGUGUGUGGAGCUGCAGAGUUAAAGUGGGGGAGUCGAAGCCGUGGGUCCAUGGCACCACUCCAAAGCCUAUAGACAUGGUGCAUAGCAUUAUUAUUAUUUGCGAGUUUAUUAUUAACAUAAUUAAACAAAUUAAAUUUUAUUUGCACAAAAACAAUGGUAACAAAGAGUAAAGCAAUUCAGAGCUACAAUAAAAUGAAUUCACUUAGGGUUGUCAUUGCGAGACUUUUGGGAUUUGCAUAAAAGGCACAAAACACACAAGAUAGUAGAUUGUUUUUGAA